GAACCUCUCUGUAUUACUACUACUUGGUAAACCAUUUAUAUUGUCUUAGUAUCUCUCUCACUCGUUCUGCGAUAUUGUUUUGGAGAGAAGGGCUAUGGCUUCUGCCAUGAAAAUCGUGUUCGCUCUCCUAACCUUUGUUACAGUUGGAAUGAUCAUAGGUGCAAUGUUUCAGUUAGCAUUUAUACACAAGUUGGAAGAUUCAUAUGGCACCGAGUUUCCAUCAUUUAGAAGACUCCGCAAAAUUCAAAAUGAUGGCUAUCUUAAGUUACCCAGAGGCAUUAUUCAUUGGGAUAAUGACGAAGAAGCAGAAAUUUUACGUCUUGGAUAUGUCAAACCUGAAGUAAUUAGCUGGUCGCCACGAAUCAUUGUAUUGCACAACUUUUUGAGCACGGAGGAAUGUGACUACCUUAGAGCCAUAGCUCUCCCUCGCCUUCAAACUUCCACUGUGGUAGAUGCAAAAACAGGGAAGGGAAUAAAGAGUAAUGUAAGGACAAGCUCUGGUAUGUUUCUGAGUCUUGAAGAGAGAAAAUAUCCUAUGGUACAGGCAAUUGAAAAAAGGAUAUCUGUGUAUUCUCAAGUUCCAGUAGAGAAUGGGGAGCUCAUCCAAGUUUUAAGGUAUGAAAAGCAUCAGUUUUACAAGCCCCAUCAUGACUACUUUUCUGACGCGUUUAACUUGAAGCGAGGUGGUCAGCGUGUAGCAACCAUACUGAUGUACUUGAGUGAUGAUGUUGAAGGGGGAGAAACAUAUUUUCCUAUGGCUGGUACAGGCGAAUGCAGCUGUGGUGGGAAGGUUGUGAAAGGAUUGUCUGUAAAGCCAAUUAAAGGAGAUGCAGUGCUUUUCUGGAGCAUGGGACUAGAUGGACAGUCGGAUCCGAACAGCUUACAUGGAGGAUGUGAGGUUCUGGCAGGCGAAAAGUGGUCUGCUACAAAAUGGAUGAGGCAAAGACCUUCAUCUUAAGUAACUUACUUCACCUUGAAGACUAUGGAAAAGGUGCUUCCUUUAUAGCAAUCACCUGAUAUACAAACAUCUAGAUACAAAAAGAUUAGAGAAUGUGAACUAGUACUAAUUUGAAAUAAAUUAGUUACGAAAUAGAAGAUUAGUUUUAGUUUCUAAAUCCCAAUUCAGUUUUUUAGUUUAUGAAAAUAGAGUCAAUCAAAAUCCUAGGGAAGAAUUGUCCUGGAACAAAGAUUUCUCUGUCACUCCAGUUCUUGUCUCUCUUUUUUUUUCUUAUGGUUGGCUGCUGAAAGUUCAUAUCAA
Molecule: messenger RNA, 1258 nt
Organism: Jatropha curcas
Lineage: Eukaryota; Viridiplantae; Streptophyta; Magnoliopsida; Malpighiales; Euphorbiaceae
Product: prolyl 4-hydroxylase 1
Biological process (GO): peptidyl-proline hydroxylation to 4-hydroxy-L-proline
Cellular component (GO): endoplasmic reticulum
Molecular function (GO): iron ion binding; L-ascorbic acid binding; procollagen-proline 4-dioxygenase activity
Source: RefSeq, a predicted model, not a curated record